Molecule: messenger RNA, 1976 nt
Organism: Cuscuta campestris
Lineage: Eukaryota; Viridiplantae; Streptophyta; Magnoliopsida; Solanales; Convolvulaceae
Source: the annotation of a GenBank genome assembly
GCCGAACAAGUCCAUUGAAAGGAUUCGCGCAAGAAGAUACGUUCACCGACCGAAUCGAGGAAGAGGAAUAGCGCUCGGGGGACUCUGCUUCACCGGGGAAGAGUUAGGGCUCAGAAGUCGACGGCGAGAUGAAGACGACGAAGGGUGGCAAAGUCAUGAACCCUACCGACGCGUAUCGGAAGGAGUUACGCAAGCGCGAAUUGAAACGGAAUAAAAAAGAAAGGAAGAAGGUGAGGGAAGUUGGCAUUUUGAAGAAGGAUCCUGAGCAAAUAAAAGAUCAAAUUCAGAAGCUAGAAGUAAUGAAGGCGGAAGGGGCCCUUGAUAAAGCUAGAAAACACAAAAAGAGACAACUUGAGGAUACCCUAAAUCUCGUUCUCAAGAAGAGGAAGGAAUAUGAAGAUAAAGUGAAAGAAAAGGGUGAAGCACCAGUUAUGUUCAGCCACUUGGGACCUCCUCCUCGAAGGCGGACUACAGCAGAAGAGGAAGAUAUGGUCAAGCAUCCAAAACCUGAGGAUUCAGUUUAUUACCACCCAACACUCAACCCCACUGGAGCUCCUCCUCCUGGAAAGCCUCCCAUGUUUAAAUCAUCAAUAGGACCUAGAAUACCCAUGUCAGAGGCGUCAUCAAGUGGUGCUGCAUCAUCAUCUAUGCCAGAAGAGGAUGGUGGUUUGCCCACCUCUUCUCUUCCAUCCACUUCACCACUUGCACUUCCUUACCCAAACAAUAAUGCAGACCCUGUAGAUGGUUCUAUGAUGCCUCCAUCUCUGCCUUUACUGCCUCCACCUCCUAUGCCUCCAAAACCUGAAAUGACAAACUUGGAUACAUCGUUGCCACCUCCUUUGCCACCACCGCCUUCUGGCCCCCCACCCAAUGAACAUGCAGGAAUUCGUUCAUCACUGCCCCCACCACCGCCGCCACCGCCAGUUCACCAGUCUGUUCUAUCUCCUCCACCAGGUAUUGGUGGAAAUGAACUUGGAAAAGGUUACACUGUGAAAACUGAAGAACCAGCAUCUAUGGAAUCACCACAGGGUUCAUCUAUACUACCCCCACCGCCUCCACCACCAAGGUUACCAUUGAAGUCUGAGGGGACGUCUUCUGAAAACGACUCUAAACCUCCAACAGGGACAGAUGAUAUGCUAAGAAUGGCUCCGCCACCACCUCCACCAAGGCAACAACAACCUUUUGUUCCUGGACCUGCUUUGAUCCCAUCUUUGCAGCCUGAUGUAUUGCCACCUGGAAUAUCUCGGUUCCCUCCACCUCCUCCACCCACAGAGAUGGGGCUGCCACCACAUGGAAUAGUUGGUCAGCAUCCUCCUCUCCCCCCUGGAGUAAUGGUUGUUCCACUUAUUCCUAGACCGCCCUAUGGACCACCACUAAUGAUGAGACCACCCCUUCCACCUGGGCCUCCUCCAAUGCCACCCUAUGAUGGUACCACUAGACCACUCGCCUCUCAAAAGCCUUCCUACAUUAAGUCAGCCGCAUCAACAGUUGUUAAGAGGCCUCUUGCUCAGCAUACUCCAGAGCUAACUGCUAUGGUUCCUGCAUCUGUACGUGUGAAGAGAGAAUCUACUCAACCAAAACCAAAACCGAAGGGAUCAACAACAGUUGUAGUGAACCAGCCCACAUUUAGUAGAGCAGCAGUGAAGCAAGAACGUAGCAGUUCGGCUCAGCCUAAGCCACAAAGUAUUGACGACUCGUACAUGGCAUUCUUGGAGGACAUGAAAGCUCUCGGUGCUCUUGAUGGUAAAUGACCCCCCGAGUGUUCGAUCAAUUUAAUAUGGCGGUGACUUGUUGUCUGGUUAUAUGUCCCUAUUGGUGUGGGAGGGAGGUGUUUGGAUUUUCUAAUUGUUCAUUCUAUUGUGUGGUUGGCUAUCUGCUUUACCCGGUCACAGUACAAAUGUACUUCAGUUUAAUUUAUUCAAGGAAUACUUUUGUUUUAACUUGCAAACAUUUUGAAUUAAAAGUUUAUUUUACUA